GAGGUGUAGAGAAGGUUAGCUGAAGUCGGUGAUGGUCAUCGUACUGUUUUUAGUCCACUUCUACCUUCUAGCUCUGUGUCAGUCUUUCUACGACUAUGGGACCGGGUCGGGAUUUGGCCAGCCGCCUUCAGAUGUCCACAUCGCGGUGUUAUACAGUGUUGAAUCCAGGUCGCCCUAUCAAGACAUAGCCGAGUUUGCAGUUAUGAACUUGAACUCCGAUUCUUCACUUCUACCGUACACCAAAAUAAACCUGAUUUUCAAGCAGUUCAGCUCAACACCCAACUCGAUUGUGCAAAACGUUUGUGAAGUGCUGAAAAAAGGAGUAUCUGGUAUCAUAGUUCCGGGAUCCUCUGAAAAUGUCAAGCUCAUAUCUGACACUGCUAGUCUCUACAAUGUUCCAGUCAUAGCUCCCACCGCUACUAGUCCUAUACUGGAGGUUAGCAACUCCCGUUCAACGCUUAUCAGAAUGCUGCCGUCAGAUGUCUAUCAAAGCAGGGCAUUGUUUGAUCUGCUGAGAGAAAACGAAUGGCGACAAUUCGCAAUCCUGACUUCAUUUGAUUCAUAUGGUAUAAACGGGGUCCUAGAGUUACAAUGGUUAGCGACAGUACACCAAUACAACAUAGCUAGUGUGCAGCACAUCAGAGUGGACAACCUGGACACCCUAAACGUCACCCAACAGCUCCACAACAUCAAGUCCUCCAUGGUACAGAUUAUCGUGCUGAACUGCAACUACCGUGUCGCUAACGUUGUUUUCAGACAGGCAAAUAAAGCUGGUAUGAUGGGUAAAGGAUACAGUUGGGUUGUUACAGAUGGGGUAACUGGUGCUCACCAUUUACUUGAACAAGAAAACAGACUUUACCCUGAUUACCUUGACGGUUUAAUUGGAACCAUACCAAAAUCUACUGUCGGUCCAGCUUUUCGCAAGUUUGCUAAGUUAUAUUCUCAAAACUUCACCCGGGAACGCCUGCUUACAACUGGAUUUCUGGAGUGGAACCCCUUAUCGUUAACGAUCUUCACACGUUUAGUGUACGACGCAGUGUUUGUCCUGGCCCACGCUCUGCACGGCCAUCUCUACCGUGGUUACGAGCUGUACGAAACCAAACUCAGCUGCUGGACCGGUCCCGACCAGGUCAACGAGUUCGGACGAAGCAACUUCUGGGAAAACGGAUCCACAAUCGUCAGAGAAAUUAAGCACGUUCAGUUUGAAGGUAUAACGGGGAUGAUCGAGUUUGGUAUAGAUGGUUCCCCCUACAACAAAAUGUACGAAAUAGUAAACUUUAGAGAUAAUGGUGUUCUGAGUGUAGUUGGAAACUGGUCCUCUGACCGUGAUCCGAACCUUCUUCUCUAUCGACAAAUUGAAUAUCUGGGAAAGUCAACAGAUCGCCCUAAAGAUAUGUCUCUCAACCUAAACGGUUCUCACUUUCGUAUGGGAGUUAUGAUGGAGACUCCAUUUGUGAUAAAAGACGAUGCUAACUGUACGGGCACGUCCUGUUACCGUGGUUACUGUGUAGACUUAGUAGCCAGGCUGUCACGCGACUUGCACUUCACCUACGAGCUUAUGGAGUCAGAUGAUGGCAAUUGGGGCGGCUACUACAACAAGACUGAUUCUUGGGAUGGGCUUGUCAAGAUGCUCAUUGAUAAGAAAAUAGAGGUGGCAGCUGUUCACUUGUCGAUAAAUUCGCUGAGAGAGCGGUACAUUGACUUUACUGUUCCUUUUAUGGACGCGGGCCUGAUGGUGGUGGUGAAAGGAGAAACACACAGCAAUAGCAACAAAUACUUCUUUCUCUCCCCAUUCAGUGCAGAAGUUUGGUAUUGUGUUCUACUAGCUUGUGGUGGAGUAACGGUCCUGGUAUGUUUGGUGAACAAGGUGUCUCCAUUUGGGAAGUACGGAGCGAAGAUGCACGCCCUCAUGACUUGUCCUUGCAAAACUUGCACUCUCAACCGUGCACUCACUAUCCAAGGCUUCAAGAGCCUCCAGAAAGCUGACGAGUACGCAUGUCAAGUUGAACAACUGGAAGCAGAAGCUAAAGACCGUCUGCAUCAACUGUCCAUGUUCAACUCAUCCUGGAUGAUAAACGCCUCCCUGCUCGGUCAGUCUCCAGUGGAGGGGGGACCAUACUGCGCAUCUGGUCGGGUUAUCCUCAUGGCAUGGUGGUUCUUUAUGAUGAUCUUAUCCGCCAUGUACACAGCCAAUCUAGCUGCUUUUCUUACUGUAAGUCGGCUGCACGUGGGAUUGCAGGGAGUAGAAGAUCUGCUCCACCAGAACGAGUUCAAGUGGGGCACAGUUUUCUCAACUAACCCAGAGAUACUGAUGAGGAACUCUGUUAAAGACGUCUACAGACGUAUCAUCGCAAAGGCCAUCGAUGUCAGCGAUGCCGAGGCUGGAUAUGCUAAGGCUGGAAGGGAGAAAUUUGCGUUUAUCUACGAGUCUCCCUACCUAGAAUACAAGCAGCAACUUUCUUGUGAUAACAUAACAGACUUGAUGAAAGUUGGAGAAGAAUUUAGUAAAUUUGGGUUGGCGUUUGGUAUACAACGAAAUGCACCGUUUGCUGAAAUCAUGAACCAUAAGAUACUGGAGUACAAGGAAGUCGGUUUGUUGGAGGAACUGUGGCAAAAGUGGUUAAAAGAGGGCGUAUCCUGCAAAGGAAACGAUCACUCAGAUCUUGGCGAAUCUGAUGAAGUGAGCCAGCGAGGAACCACUCUGGAUAUGGGAUAUUUAGCUGGACUCUUUAUAAGCUUGGGAUUUAUGGUCGGGAUUACCAUCUUUAUUGUGGUAUGUGAAUUGAUUUACGCUUCCCUCCUUGACGCCUACGGGAGUAAGCCUGUUUAUGACGCCGCCAUUUUUGUUAACCGGACCAGCAAACAGAACUAUGUAACGAGCUCAGCUCCCAAGUUUUGGACAGCACUAUCUCGGAGAUGGCAACUGCUGAAAUAUGAUUUAAAGGAGCACUGGUGGACGAUAGAAGCUUUCAGAAAACACAAACCCUCCAAGAAGCUCUCCAAAGAUGGAUCCACGCAGACAAAAAAACAUUAUUGUUUGCAGUUAUCAAAUUCCACGUCUGAAGAUUUCCGGUCAGAUUUACAAGUACCUCCCUCUGCUGAUCGCACCAGAAGUGGGUCUGUUCCAGGGCUCAUUGUGGCAGAUAGCGGCCACAACAACACCUUCAACAACGUCCAUAUUCUUAACAGACUCAGAGAGGGUUCAAAGGAAUAUGAGAACUAUUCAAAGUCGGACGCCGUGUUCUUAAGUUGCCCUGACACGACCGAUGCCAAACUUAACGAGCUUCAAGUCCCGUUUUCUAAGUCAGAUGCAGAUAUCUCUACCGUGAUAAGAUACAGGCAGACUGAUAGAGACACCAAUACUAGUAGCAGUGAGAUGCUAUCAUAACACGAUGAAAUUAUGUUUAUACUUAUUAUAGUUGUCGACUGUCGGGACCCUAUAUUCUUAUGUUCACACACUAUUACAUUAGCAUGGUUUUUAUUAGAAUUUAUUAG
This is a messenger RNA of Bolinopsis microptera, 3495 nucleotides long. RefSeq names its product glutamate receptor ionotropic, kainate 2-like. The transcript has 21 exons. The coding region runs from base 32 to 3388 and encodes 1118 amino acids. Lineage: Eukaryota; Metazoa; Ctenophora; Tentaculata; Lobata; Bolinopsidae. The record is from RefSeq and is a predicted model, not a curated record. Gene Ontology annotation, molecular function: ligand-gated monoatomic ion channel activity; signaling receptor activity. Gene Ontology annotation, cellular component: plasma membrane.